GGGAAACACUGAAGUAACAUGUGAAAUAAAAAGUACAACUUCAUUUUCAUUGCAUCUGCUCUCAGAUAGGGGAGUGUGUGUGUCACUCUGAUGUGUGGAGAGAGUUCUUGGGAGAAGACCAAGGUUUCACUUCCACAAGCAUUUUCUCAGCACCCACUCUGCCUGAGAAUUGAGAAGACAACACCCAGUCCAUGUCCUCAAGAACGGCCUGGUCUCCAGGAGAGAGGACCAAAGGAGAUGCCCAGUGCGGCGUGAAGGUGGGUGGUACAGCCAGCGCCCGGGAGUGCGAGUGGGGUUGAGGGGGUGCAGGCAUCCUGCUGCUUCCCAUCCGUGUGGGUAGGAGGCGAGGGCAGUGCUGUCCAGCUCUCCCCCGCGUGGGAGGUUGCUGGCGGGGAGGGGAGGGGAGGGGUAGCAGCCCCCGCCCGCCGCGACCCACCGGCCUCCCCGCCAGCCGGCACGGCGCCUUACCGAGUCAGGCCGCUGGGAGGCCGGGAGCGGCUGGGCAGGCGGAGAUGGGGGAGCUCUUAUUUUGACAGGGGCCGCGCGGCUCUGGAAUGAAGGCAGAAGGAGGCCGCCAGCGCGCCCGGUGCGGAGCGUAUUGGGGCCGGAGCGGAGCCGAGCGCAGCGGGCCAGGCCCCGGCAGCGCAGCGGAGCCCGGGAAGGCGGCGGCGCGCGGCGGAGCCAGAGGCCGGACAUGCCCCGGACGCGGGGCCGCUGCACCCCCGCCGCCGCCCGCAGCCAGCCGGCCCGACGCCCGCACGCCCGGGUCCCCCCGCGCCGCGCCGCCCGGGGGCUGCGCCCCGGACCCUCGGCGCGCGGCCAACAAUAAGCGCCCAGACAGCCCUCUCCCCGCCCCGCGCCCGCCGCCCCGCCGGCCUCGGGGAAAGUGAAAGGAGGAGGCGAAGCGAGGAAGGAAGGAAGGAAGGAAGGAGGAAGGAAGGAAGGAAGGAAGGAAGGAGGAAGGAAGGAAGGAAGGAAGGAAGGAGGAGGAGGAGGAGGAGGAGUAGGAGGAGGAGGAGGCGGCGGCGGCGCGGGAGCUGAGACCCCAGCCCCGAGACCCGGACGGACGGACGGACGGGCGCGCGCUCCCCGCCGCCCACGACCAUGCUCCGCGACCGGGAAGCUGGGACCUAGGCGCCCGGCGAACCCGGACACCCUCGCCCCGGCCAGGCCGGUGUUGAGAUCAAGGCAUCCGGGAUCAAAGGACCACCUCCUGCGCCCUCCGCACCUCCGACCGGCGAGCAGGACCCCCUUCCACCCACCGACCCGGACCUGGUCAUGGCGUCCAGCUCCGGCCUGGCGUGAGGAUCCCGACCCGCGAGAGUCCCUGCUCCAGUACCGAGUACCUGCUGGGCCCUGGGCACGCAGGGGCCGUAGCCCCACUGUGUGUGGGAGCCAUGAGGAUCCUGGCUAACAAGACAAGGUUGCCCCACCCCAGGAGGAGAGAAGCUCCAGGGAGCCCACCACUGUCCCCCCGUGGCCACUGCCCCCCUGCCCCAUCCAAACCAAUGCACCCAGAAAAUAAGCUGACCAAUCAUGGCAAGACAGGGAAUGGUGGGGCCCAAUCCCAGCAUCAGAAUGUGAACCAAGGACCCACCUGCAACCUGGGCUCGAAGGGUGUGGGGGCGGGGAACCAUGGGGCCAAGGCCAACCAGAUUUCACCCAGCAACUCCAGUCUGAAGAACACCCAGGCCCAGGCCGGGGUGCCCCCUUUCAGCUCGCUCAAGGGCAAAGUGAAGAGGGAGCGGAGUGUGUCUGUGGACUCUGGAGAGCAGCGUGAGGCUGGGACGCCCUCCCUGGACUCAGAGGCCAAAGAGGUGGCGCCCCGCAGCAAGCGGCGCUGUGUGCUGGAGCGGAAGCAGCCGUACAGCGGAGACGAAUGGUGCUCAGGACCAGACAGCGAGGAGGACGACAAGCCCAUCGGGGCCGCCCACAAUUGUAAUGUAGGAGACCCUGCCAUGGCGGCCCCACAGCUGGGUCCCGGCCAGACCCCCCAGCUUCCCCUCAGUGAGGGCAGUGCCCCAGGCCCCCCGCAUGGGCCCCCAGCAGCCCUGCGGCCAGAUGCCUCCGGGGGCAGUGGUGUCCCCGGAAAGCCUCCCUCACAAUUCGUGUAUGUCUUCACCACCCACCUGGCCAACACGGCUGCGGAGGCUGUGCUGCAGGGCCGGGCCGACUCCAUCCUGGCCUACCACCAGCAGAACGUGCCCCGGGCCAAGCUUGACCAGGCCCCCAAAGCGCUCUCCACCCCAGAGCCGCUCCCCCUGAGCACACCGUCUGCAGGCACCCCACAGUCCCAGCCACCUCAACUGCCACCACCGCCCCCAGCCCCUGGCAGUGCCCCCCCUGCUCUGCCUUCUGAGGGGCCUCCUGAGGACACUAAUCAGGACCUGACACCCAACUCAGUGGGAGCUGCCAGCACAGGUGGUGGGACUGGGGGUACCCACCCAAACACCCCUACAGCUGCUACCAACAACAACCCGCUGCCUCCAGGAGGAGACCCCAGCGGCGCCCCUGGCCCUGCCCUCCUUGGGGAGGCCGCCCCCCCAGGAAGCGGGCAGCGCAGCCUGAUGGGCUCGGAGGGGCUGUCCAAGGAGCAGCUGGAGCACCGGGAGCGCUCCCUGCAGACUCUGCGGGAUAUUGAACGGCUGCUGCUCCGCAGUGGGGAGACCGAGCCUUUCCUCAAGGGGCCCCCGGGAGGCGCAGGUGAGGUCGGACCACCAGCACCAGCCCCUCCCGCGCCCCCGCAGCCCCCCACUGCCCCUCCUGGCGGGCUGAAGAAGUACGAGGAGCCCUUGCAGUCCAUGAUUUCGCAGACACAGAGCUUAGGGGGCCCCCCACUGGAGCAUGAGGUGCCUGGGCACCCCCCAGGCGGGGACAUGGGACAGCAGAUGAACAUGAUGAUGCAGAGGCUGGGCCAAGACAGCCUGACGCCCGAGCAGGUGGCCUGGCGCAAGCUGCAGGAGGAGUACUACGAGGAGAAGCGGCGGAAGGAGGAGCAGAUCGGGCUCCACGGGGGCCGCCCGCUGCAGGACAUGAUGGGCAUGGGCGCGGUGAUGGUGAGGGGGCCGCCGCCUCCCUACCACAGCAAGCCUGGGGACCAGUGGCCGCCCGGGAUGGGCUCCCAGCUGCGGGGGCCCAUGGAUGUCCAAGAUCCCAUGCAGCUCCGGGGCGGACCUCCCUUUCCCGGCCCCCGUUUCCCAGGCAACCAGAUGCAACGGGUGCCUGGGUUUGGGGGCAUGCAGGGCAUGCCCAUGGAGGUGCCUAUGAAUGCCAUGCAGAGGCCUGUGAGGCCGGGCAUGGGCUGGACCGAAGACUUACCCCCCAUGGGGGGGCCCAGCAAUUUUGCUCAGAACCCCGUGCCCUACCCAGGUGGGCAGAGUGAAGCAGAGCGAUUCAUGACCCCCCGGGUUCGUGAGGAGCUGCUGCGGCACCAGCUGCUAGAGAAGCGGUCCCUGGGUAUGCAGCGCCCCAUGGGCAUGGCCGGCGGCGGCGGCAUGGGGCAGGGCGUGGAGAUGGAGCGGAUGAUGCAGGCGCACCGGCAGAUGGACCCAGCCAUGUUCCCCGGGCAGAUGGCGGGCGGUGAGAGCCUGGCGGGCACUCCCAUGGGCAUGGACUUUGGCGGAGGCCGGGGCCUUCUAAGCCCCCCGAUGGGGCAGUCCGGGCUGAGGGAGGUGGACCCCCCCUUGGGGCCAGGCAACCUCAACAUGAACAUGAACGUGAACAUGAACAUGAACAUGAACCUGAAUGUGCAGAUGACCCCGCAGCAGCAGAUGCUGAUGGCGCAGAAGAUGCGAGGCCCUGGGGACAUGCUGGGUCCGCAGGGCCUCAGCCCCGAGGACGUGGCCCGCGUGCGGGCUCAGAGCAGCAGCGGCCUAGUGGGCGGCCCGCAGAAGAUGCUGAUGCCCUCGCAGUUCCCCGGCCAGGGCCAGCAGGGCUUCUCCGGAGGCCAGGGGCCCUACCAGGCCCUGCCACCGGACAUGGGCAGCACCCAGGACAUGUUCAGCCCCGACCAGAACUCCAUGCCCAUGAGCAAUGUGGGGACCACUCGGCUCAGCCACAUGCCUCUGCCCCCUGCAUCCAACCCUCCGGGGUCUGUGCACGCAGCCCCGAGCCGGGGGCUGGGCCGACGCCCUUCAGACCUCACCAUCAGUAUUAACCAGAUGGGCUCACCGGGCAUGGGGCACCUGAAGUCGCCCACACUUAGCCAGGUGCACUCCCCGCUGGUCACCUCGCCCACUGCCAACCUGAAGUCACCCCAGACUCCCUCACAGAUGGUGCCCUUGCCUUCUGCCAACCCGCCGGGACCUCUCAAGUCGCCCCAGGUCCUGGGCUCCUCGCUCAGUGCCCGCUCGCCCACGGGCUCUCCCAGCAGGCUCAAGUCUCCCUCCAUGGCGGUGCCUUCUCCGGGCUGGGUCGCCUCGCCCAAGACAGCCAUGCCCAGCCCUGGGGUCCCCCCGAACAAACAGCCGCCUCUCAGCAUGAACUCAUCCUCCACCCUGGGCAGUAUGGAGCAGGGUGCCCUCCCGCCCGGCGGUCCCCGGAGCAGCUCCUCCGCGCCUCCCGCCAACCCCACCGGCGGCCUCAUGAACCCCAGCCUGCCGUUCGCUUCCUCCCCAGAUCCCUCGCCGUCCCAGAACCCGCUGUCGCUGAUGAUGUCCCAGAUGUCCAAGUACGCCAUGCCCAGCUCCACGCCGCUCUACCACAACGCCAUCAAGACCAUCGCCACCUCGGACGACGAGCUGCUGCCCGACCGGCCCCUGCUGCCCCCGCCACCACCGCAGGGCUCCGGGCCAGGGAUCGGCGCUAACCAGUCCAACCCGAUGCACCUGAGCUCAGCUGCUGCCCAGAGCCCCAUGGGCGUGACCCUGCCAGGCCAGCAGCCCCUGUCUCACGAGCCCCAGCCUGCCAUGCUCCCCUCCCCCACCCCUCUGGGUUCCAACAUUCCACUGCACCCCAAUGCUCAGGGGACAGGGGGGCCUCCUCAGAACUCAAUGAUGAUGGCUCCAGGGGGCCCAGACUCCCUGAAUGCUCCCUGUGGCCCUGUGCCCAGCUCCUCCCAGAUGAUGCCCUUCCCCCCACGGCUACAGCAGCCCCAUGGCGGCGGUGCCAUCCCCAGUGGGGGUGGGGGGCCGGGCCUACAGCAGCACUACCCCUCGGGCAUGCCCCUGCCCCCCGAGGACCUGCCCGGCCAGCCACCUGGCCCCAUGCCCCCCCAGCAGCACCUGAUGGGCAAAGGCAUGGCUGGGCGCAUGGGCGACGCGUACCCGCCGGGUGUGCUCCCAGGGGUGGCAUCCGUCCUGAACGACCCCGAGCUGAGCGAGGUGAUCCGGCCCACCCCGACGGGGAUCCCCGAGUUCGACUUGUCCAGGAUCAUCCCCUCGGAGAAGCCAAGCAGCACCCUCCAGUACUUCCCCAAGAGCGAGAACCAGCCCCCCAAGGCCCAGCCCCCCAAUCUGCAUCUCAUGAACCUGCAGAACAUGAUGGCGGAGCAAACCCCCUCACGGGCCCCCAACCUCCCAGGCCAGCAGGGUGUCCAGCGGGGGCUCAACAUGCCCAUGUGCCACCCCGGACAGAUGUCCUUGCUGGGCAGGACAGGUAUGCCCCCGCAGCAGGGCAUGGUGCCCCACGGUCUGCACCAGGGGGUCAUGUCCCCGCCGCAAGGCCUCAUGACCCAGCAGAAUUUCAUGCUGAUGAAGCAGCGGGGCGUGGGGGGCGAGGUCUACAGCCAGCCCCCCCACAUGCUCUCCCCGCAGGGCUCCCUCAUGGGCCCCCCGCCCCAGCAGAACCUCAUGGUGUCCCACCCUCUGCGGCAGCGCAGUGUGUCUCUGGACAGCCAGAUGGGCUACCUCCCCGGCCCGGGCGGCAUGGCCAACCUGCCCUUCUAGCACUCCCUGCCUGGGCCGGGCAGUACUGCAAAUAGUGUCACCUGAAAAGUGUCUUCCCUCCAGUGUUGGGGUGACCUGGGGUCCAGGGUGGGUUGGAGGGUGGGAGGGGCUUGUGUGGGGAAUGGCAUUUGUGGCAACCAGACGUGCUGGCAGCUGAGUGGGAUGGCAGUGGGAGGGCUCUGGGUAGGGAGUUGUUCCAUUGUGGCCAUCAGACCACCCCACCCCACCCCCAAGUCUUUGGAGCCUGUUUCCCCUGUGUCUCUGCACCCCUCAUUCAGCUCUGUGUUCCGAGUCCUGUACGGAGUCCUUGGAGGGGAGAGGAAGAGGAGGUGACAUGUCCCUUCUCCAUCCCCCUUCCCACCACUCUCUCCAGGGCUCCAGCCUUGCUGCUCCUGGUUCUGCUCUUUUCCUGCCUCAUCUCCUCUCUCUGCUGCUGUGGCUGACCCCCUCACCCGCCCCCCCCCCCCCCCCCCGCAGGUGGCCGGCCAGGUGGGCGGGGCUGCCGCUGGCGCAUAGAGAGCUGUGUUUUGUCCUGGUCUGUGUGCGCCUUAGUCCUGUGCUUUGAUAGAAGUCACCCAAAAGAGGGAUGAAAGAAGCUCUUCCCCUCUUUCAGAUUACUGCCCCAGGGCCUGCAGCCUGACACACCUGUCCACGGCUCACAGCAUCUCUGGGUCCCUAGAGGGUGCCAUUCUGGUCCCCCCAAAUGGGGAAAUGACAGAGAGCCCACACCUGAUGCAUAGCCCACACCGGACAGAAAGCCCCCCACACCUGACAGAAAGCCCCCCACACCUGACAUAGCCCCCCACACCUGACAGAAAGCCCCCCACACCUAUGGCCCACACCUGAACUGAGGUCAGACCACCUGGCUUUUCCCUGGUGAGCCCAGCAGGGCUGAGACCUGUGGAACAGCAGGCUGCUGAGUGAUUCAGGAGCGCGUGCGUGCGUGCGUGCGUGUGAGUGUGUGUGAGUGACGCGCCCCUGGCUUCCGGUUGUGGAUGGCUGAUGUCCCCCUAGCUACAUCUUAGCCAGAACUUGAAGUCCUGGGUCCCCAGGCUGAGGGGAGGGAAGAGAAAAGGCAGAGGCUGUGUGGAGCCGUGAGGAACAGUGGGGGGCCCAGGGGGCCCUGUGCCUGCAGCAAUGGCUCUGGGCCAGGUCACCCCUGGGCCCCCAGUCUCCAGAGGCUGCCACCUAAUUCUAUCACCGAAGAAGGGAGGGUGUGGCCGAGCCUGUCCCUCCCGGCCUCUGCGAGCAGAGGGGCGUCCUGCUGGCCUGUCUGCCUGCUGCCCACGCACUGGCAAAGCCCCUCUGCCCAGGGCCCGGGCUGUGCCCACCCAGGCGCAGUCACUGCCUCCCCCUCCGAGCUCCCCCCACCUCAGUCGAGCUGAAGCCAUACACACUGGGUGCUGUGCACCCCCCCCCCCCCCCCCAGACACACACACCCAGGAGUAAAACUUGUGAAACUUCCCUUCCUGAUGUGGGGCAGGCCGCUCCCCGGCCUCCAGGGCCACGUCUAGACAAGGUGUCCUCUGCCAGGGCCUGGCCCCACCUCGGCAGUGGUCACACAGGGACUCCCCCACUUCUCCGUCUGGUGCUGUGCUCAGUCCACUGUCAGCCCGACCCAGCGCUUCCUCGCGGCUGGCUGCAGGCUCCUGCCUCCCCGGCCCAGGAUCCAGGACCCAGGCCUCAGGCCUCUGUGUCCAGGAGCCACUGCCACCCUCCAGCCAGGCGCCCUGCCUGCGCUGCCUGCACUGGGCCUGUAUCCCUGAGACCUCACCCCCACCCCAAACUCUCAAACUGACUCAGUGUUGCCUGCCCAGAGGGGAGGGACGGACUGCAAGGCCUGACACCCUCCUCUUCCCACCUGCUGUCAGAGUAGCUUUUCCAGGUGAACUCCACAGGCCAGCCUCCUCCAUCCAAGGCCAUCCCCAGCCAUUUUGUACCAUUAUAUAAAUAUAUAUAAAUAUAAAUAUAUAAAUACAAUAUGUGAAGACAUCCUUUGGGUUUUUAUUUUGAAACAAUGUUUAGGCUUGUUCCGGGGGUCUCUGUGCUGCCUGUACUGUAUUGACCUGUUUUAUAGGUGCCUUUUUAUUAAAAAGAAAAUGCAAAACCUGA
Messenger RNA from Myotis daubentonii (Daubenton's bat), 7997 nucleotides. RefSeq names its product BCL9 like (gene BCL9L). Gene Ontology annotation, molecular function: transcription coactivator activity; beta-catenin binding. The record is from RefSeq and is a predicted model, not a curated record. Gene Ontology annotation, biological process: canonical Wnt signaling pathway; positive regulation of transcription by RNA polymerase II; negative regulation of transforming growth factor beta receptor signaling pathway. Gene Ontology annotation, cellular component: beta-catenin-TCF complex. NCBI's taxonomy places the organism in Eukaryota, Metazoa, Chordata, Mammalia, Chiroptera, Vespertilionidae.